ACUGCGGGGCAGUGCGGGGGGCCCGGCGUUUCCUGCGACGAGGCUUCCACGCCAUAUUAUUUGUCGAUUGUCGAGAGUCUACCGAGGAAACGGAGCGCGUGGCGACGCAUUUCGUUUUCUGUCCGACACAGAUCCACGGUCGAGGGACUUUGGCGAUGAGCGAUAUCGAGAGAAGUGGCAGUCGCAGUGCAAGCCCCCGUCGACCACGAACUGCGGACGGUGGCCUAAGAGACUCGCGAUCGCAUUCGAGAUCGCGUAAGUCGCGCGAGCGGAAGGAGCACAAAGAGGUCAACAAAUACUCGAGGUCGCGUAGUCGAUCCGCGUCACGCGGUCGCAAGUCGUAUCGGGGCAGCAAGUAUACCGUUGGUCACCGUAGUAGCCGCAGCCGAAGUCGUUCGCCAUACCGCGGCAGUCGUUACUCCCGUAGUAGAUCUCGCUCGUACUCGCGGUCGCGGUACUCUCGCGACCGACACGUGUACCGGUCACACUCACGCAGCCCGAUGUCAUCGAGGCGGCGGCACAUUGGUAAUCGCGACAAUCCUUGCCCUUCCCGUUGCCUAGGUGUCUUCGGACUCUCAAUUUUCACGACUGAACAGCAAAUCCAACAUAUAUUCUCGCGAUAUGGCCCAGUAGAACGAGUACAGGUCGUUAUCGAUGCAAAGACUGGACGCUCUAGAGGAUUUUGCUUUGUAUAUUUCGAAUCGUCCGAGGAUGCUAAAGUGGCUAAAGACCAAUGCACCGGCAUGGAAAUUGACGGGAGACGAAUCAGAGUAGACUUCUCUAUUACGCAACGCGCUCAUACUCCUACUCCGGGAAUAUACAUGGGAAAACCUACGCAUCUGCACGACAGAAACUGGGAUGCUCCGAGACGUAGAGAAGUUAGCUACAGAGGAAGUUAUCGUCGCUCACCCAGCCCAUACUACAGCCGUCGACGUUCACGUUACGACCGCUCUAGAUCGCGCUCCUAUUCGCCGCGACGCUAUUAGUCAUGCAAGUGAUGCGAGGCCAGGUCCUUUCGGAAGAUCCGAUGAGUUUGACCCAAAUAUUUCGUCAACGGGUCAAAAUUAUUAAAUUAACAAAAUCACAUUAUAUUACUAUUCUUACCUUACCUAAUCCUGCAUCCGUAUGCAGAUAUACAAUCUCGCAAGCGUUUUAGUUACACUACUAUAAACAGUAUCUACUAUACAGUAUAUACUAUAAACACUAUUGACGAAAAGAAAAAAUGUAAAAUGUAGUAAAGUGUAGCAUACCGUUUGCACGAAAACCAGUAAGGUUAGAAUAGAUGUAAAACCUUAUUUUCAUAAGUUUAUAUCUCUUCCUCUUAAUGUUAUGAAGAUAAGGUUUCAAUUGUGUAAUAAUACAGGCUAUAAUGUGAGCUGGAAUAUAAUUGAGUGCUCGAUAUUUGUGUUGUCUCUAGCUUACAGUUGUAUUCCAGCCGUUGACUAGAAUCUUUUAAAAAAUGUGAAAAAUUCUCUCUUUAACGAAAAAAAAAAAUAAA
Molecule: messenger RNA, 1498 nt
Organism: Temnothorax curvispinosus
Lineage: Eukaryota; Metazoa; Arthropoda; Insecta; Hymenoptera; Formicidae
Product: transformer-2 protein homolog alpha-like
Exons: 5
Coding region: 156-986 (276 amino acids)
Biological process (GO): positive regulation of mRNA splicing, via spliceosome
Cellular component (GO): spliceosomal complex
Molecular function (GO): RNA binding
Source: RefSeq, a predicted model, not a curated record